Messenger RNA from Purpureocillium takamizusanense, 1978 nucleotides. RefSeq lists its product as uncharacterized. Lineage: Eukaryota; Fungi; Ascomycota; Sordariomycetes; Hypocreales; Ophiocordycipitaceae. Gene Ontology annotation, biological process: reductive iron assimilation; cellular response to iron ion starvation. The transcript is spliced from 4 exons. Gene Ontology annotation, cellular component: high-affinity iron permease complex. Gene Ontology annotation, molecular function: copper ion binding; ferroxidase activity. Bases 243 to 1658 code for a protein of 471 amino acids. The record is from RefSeq and is a predicted model, not a curated record.
AGUCCAUGACAUACAACUUCACGGUGAGUGCUGGCAUGACAAUGCCAAACGUUCUUCAGGACGUGUGUGUCUGAUGGAAGCAGAUCAAUCAACCCGGCACGUACUGGUACCACUCGCACACGCACGCCCAGUACCCAGACGGCCUUCGCGGCCCGCUCAUCAUCCACGACAAGGACUUUCCGUACAAGAAGGACGUCGACCAUGAGGUGGUCCUGACCCUGUCGGACUGGUAUCAUGACCAGAUGGCAGACCUCAUCCCCAUCUUCAUGAGCAAGAACAACCCCACGGGCGCGGAGCCCGUCCCCAACUCCGCCCUCAUGAACGAGACGCAGAACCUCAAGUUUGCCGUCGAGCCGGGCAAGACGUACCUCUUCCGCGUCAUCAACAUCGGCGCCUUUGCUGGCCAGUACCUGUGGUUCGAGGGCCACAAGAUGACCAUUGUCGAGGUCGACGGCGUGUACACGCAAAAGGCCGAGGCCGACAGCGUGUACAUCUCGGCCGCCCAGCGCGUCAGCUUCCUCCUCACCACCAAGAACGACACGGGCGCCAACUUUCCCAUUGUUGCCAGCAUGGACACGACGCUAUUCGACCAGCUCCCUCCCGAGCUCAACUACAACAGCACCGGCUGGCUCGUCUACGACGACGCCAAGCCCAAGCCCGACGCGGCGCUCGUCGACGAGUUCGACCCCUUUGACGACAUGACGCUGGUGCCGUACGACGAGAUGCCGCUCCUCCCGGAGCCGGACCAGGUGGUGCAGCUCGACGUCAUCAUGGACAACCUCGGCGACGGCGCCAACUACGCCUUCUUCAACAACAUCAGCUACAAGCCGCCCAAGGUGCCGUCGCUCUACAGCGUGCUCUCCGCCGGCGACAUGGCCACCAACGCCGCCAUCUACGGCGAGUUCACCCACCCCUUUGUUCUCAAGAAGGGCGAGAUCGUACAGAUUGUCGUCAACAACCUGGACACGGGCCGCCACCCCUUCCACCUCCACGGCCACGCCUUCCAGGCCAUCCACCGCUCCGAGGAGGACGCCGGCACCUACGACGACCAGGGCGGCGACCAGAACCAGACGUUUGCCAAGGCCCCCAUGCGCCGCGACACCCUUGUCAUCUACCCGACGGGCAACAUUGUACUGCGCUUCAAGGCGGACAAUCCCGGCGUCUGGCUGUUCCACUGCCACAUCGAGUGGCACGUCGUCUCAGGCCUCAUGGCGACCUUUGUCGAGGCCCCCACCGAGCUGCAGAAGCAAAUCACGAUCCCCCAGGACCAUCUGGACGUCUGCAAGGCCGCCGGCCAGCCCACCGCCGGCAACGCCGCCGGAAACACCGUCGACCUCCUUGAUCUCCGCGGCCAGAACGCGCCCCCCGAUCCAUUGCCUGCUGGCUUCACCACCCGUGGCAUCGUCGCCCUCGUCUUCAGCUGCGUCGCCGGCAUCCUCGGCGUCUGCGUCGUCGCCUGGUACGGCUUCGCCCAGCCCGCCGACGAGGUGCCCCCCGAGGUCGCCCGCCUCAUGGACGACUCGCCGUCGGACCCUAACGGCCCCACCACCACCGCCGCCACCGAUGGCGUUCACGCUCGCGCGGCGGGCGAAGACGAUGCCCUCGUCACCGUGGCGUCCGGCAGCGCCCAGCACCACCGCGCGACGGCGACGUCUUGACAGACGUAGGGGGGAAACGGAAUUGCGCUUGUGCAUCCCCUGGGGUGCUCGUCGCCUGGCUGGGCGUUCAUUCAAGGAGAGUGCAAAGUGUCAUCGUCACGUCGUUGUCGUUCUUGUUCUUUUUCGCGGCAUACAGCAGCAGCAGCAGAGAGAGGAAGAGAUGAAGACGGGGGGGAACAAGUGUAGCGGGAAGAAGAAAAAAACACGCAUGAGCCAGGGCUCAAAGCAUUGUAGAGGCCGCACGCCCAGCAUGUCAGUAAUAAGUUAAUCCGUUGUUGCUAAGUAGUAGUAGUAUAUCAAUGAUACCCCCCUCUCGGGAG